Molecule: messenger RNA, 2971 nt
Organism: Oreochromis aureus
Lineage: Eukaryota; Metazoa; Chordata; Actinopteri; Cichliformes; Cichlidae
Gene: phlda1
Product: pleckstrin homology-like domain, family A, member 1
Exons: 2
Coding region: 186-638 (150 amino acids)
Biological process (GO): positive regulation of apoptotic process
Molecular function (GO): phosphatidylinositol phosphate binding
Source: RefSeq, a predicted model, not a curated record
CUCUCUCUGUCGCACACACACACAAACAGCGCAAGCAGGCAGGCAGCCUUCUCACUACAGCCAGCGCUACUUGGAGCCGCAGUCACAAGCAGCAUCCCAUGCCUUUCACCUGCUUGGGAGUAAAACACGCGUCCAGUCCGUGAAGCAGCCACGAAGGGCAGGAGCACCGAGGCGUCCGGGUAAACAUGUUGGAAAAUGGGAGGAAAGUGUUCAAGGAGGGUCUGCUGGAGAAACGGAGCGACGGGCUGCUGCAGCUCUGGAAGAAGAAACACUGCGUCCUGACCGAGGACGGCGUGCUGCUGCUGCCGCCCAAGCAGCACGACCACCAGCAGCAUCACGGCGGCGGCGGGGACGCGGGCAAAGUCAAGGAGCUGCACUUCGCCAACAUGAAGACGGUGGACUGCGUGGAGCGGAAGGGUAAAUACGUGUACUUCACGGUGGUCAUGACGGACGGGAAGGAGAUUGACUUCAGGUGCCCGCAAGACGAGGGCUGGAACGCAGAGAUCACUCUGCAGAUGGUCCAGUACAAGAACCGGCAGGCGAUCCUGGCCGUCAAGUCCACCCGGCAGAAGCAGCAGCUGCUCGUGGUGCAGAUGCCCGGACAAAAGACCGUGCGCAGCUCUCCGAACGUAGCGUGACCUGCGGCGAGUCCCGCGGACACUGGUGCACGACUUGCGGUUAACUGGACACUCAGCUGGUGGAUGAAUCUGAACCCGAGGUGCAUCUCCCCCUGCCGCUUCCCUACCGAGCCUCCAUUCUCCAGGAGAACCCCUCUUCCAUGCAGUGGUUUCCACAGACCUGCGCCUCGCCCUUUUUCAGUACAGAGACUUGUUUCACAAAAGACUCAUGGACAAAAAGCAUGUGAGAAAAAAGAGCUGUGUUCUACCACGCGAUGGGUUUAUCUCUUAUUUAUUAGAAGUGUAUAUAUAUUUUCUAUAAAAAUGCUACGUUGUUGAUAUAUGGAAGAGGAAGGAGUGACUUUGAGGUUCAUAGCCUACAAGGCCAUUGGAAAUAAGCUUGCUUAUGUAUUAGGAUGGAUAUCGUAGGUUAGCCAAACCAGUUCAUUAUUAGUAGAAUGUGUCAUUGUCCAUUGUUUUAUUUUUCAACUGAACCAAAGACUCAUUUCAAAACAAUUAUCUUUUUUCUGUUGUGCAGUGUUAUAACUCACAAUACUGAAGAUCUGUGGAGAGUCUACAAGUUGAGAUACCUGCUCAGUAUAUACAAACAUUAUUUUCUGCUCUUCAUUUGUAUAGCGGCAGUAUAUGGGAGUGUUUUAUGGUGUAAAUCGAUCAUAAUUUGUUUUUUUGCUGCAUUCAUAGAUACAGAAGCUGUCUGAUAUCUUUGCUUUAUGUGAGUCUUAAAACUGAAGAAGAUGCUAGCUUAUUACACUUAGCUGGUUUUCAGUGGUUACAGAGCAGAGCUUAGUAACAGCAGAAGAUUAUUAGUGCAAAGUAAAGUGGAUUUGUGUGCGUGUGUGUGUGUGUGUUACAACACCAGUUUGCAGAAUCCGAGCUGCAAUCUGAGACAUGUUCAGUGGUUGUGUUAAAUCUUUUCUGGCAUGGCUGAAACACAGAGAAGGAAAACUUAAAGGCAUAGCAGACAGUCCUAAUGUUCUCAAAGUUGUGUGGAAUCAGAAAUUGUAAAGCUUCUGGUGUUGAGUUUUACCGUCCUGUUUUACCACCAAGUUAAAUAGCUGCCAUUUUUACCAAGUCUUUGCAGGGAGCUCAUGUGGCUUUUAAGUUAUAUUAAGUUUCUCACCAGCUUCUGAAAUUUCAGGUUCAUAGGAAAUCCAAGUCCUUAUUACUUGGCGAAUUAAGUGACUUUACAUAAGCAUGAUUGGGUUAAUAGUCUUACUAUAGCGAUUGUAGUAUAUCUGUAUGAACCCUACCUCCUCCUUCAGGGGCGGGCCGAUCUGAACGAAACUUUGCACAGACAUCGUCACUCAUACAGAGAUUAUUGACAUUUAUACAUUUAAAAAAAAGACUUAUUUUAAAUGCCAGGUCUUUUGAUUUUCAUAUUCAUAGUCUCCUCAAAUGCAAUGUUACCUUCUCCGCUUGCAAUAUGUUUCAUGUGUCACGUUAAACCUCUUUCUGUCAGAAACUUUGUUCAAAUCACUGCUAAAGAUGGAGAAAUUGAAAAAAGUGCUGCAGGCCCAGGUUUUGAGUAGUUCGCUGUGAUACUUACUGUCAGUAAGUAAUGUAUCAGCAAGCAUUGUAGUUGUACAAAUGUUUCUCUAAUGUCCAUGUUGCACAACAAAAUAUUGUGGCAUUUAGACCUGAUAGGUUUUGUUUUCCCAGUUAGCUGUAUUUUGAUAGAAGUUUGUGAAUUUAAGCCAGCCAGCCAUCUGAGUAAAGCUAAAGCACUGUUGUUCGCUGUGCUAACAGACAUUUAUCAUGACCACUGAGAUUCUUUCUGUCUCUGUAGCAGCUCUGAGAAAUGUUUGUAAAACCACAACACUCGUUUGUAAAGUUUUAAUAGGCAUGGCAUACUUUUCAUGUGAAAGCAAACAGACUGAUAAUACACGGUGUGGUACAUGGCAACAUUUACAGGGACAUGCUGGGUAAUGGGCUCAGAAAUGUCCUUUAUUGGUUUUCACGAUGGAGGAAUUUCGUGCUGUCAGGAAACAUUUUCUCUCACUGUGGCUCAUGUCAUUUCCUGUUAGCUGGCAGUUUCCCUCUGCUGUCCCCACUUGCCAGCGUAUCACCGGCAGACCAGCACAUGUCUCCGUGUUGUUGUCAUCUCCCACACAGGGUCACAGCUUUGCCCUUUAUCUAAUGCAACUGGUGUGAUGCUUCUCUGACAUUCCUUCCUGUUGCCAUCAUUACACACACAGUUAUAGCUGUGCCCUUUGUAGCCACUGUUCAAUUUCUUAUUUCAACGUGAGAUCUAUUUUCAUACCUCGAUACAAGAUACAUUCCAUUAAAAAAAACAAAAAACAACAACAAAAAAACAAAAAACAAAACCAAACUCA